Halichondria panicea is the source of this 2795-nucleotide messenger RNA. Its product is annotated as RNA polymerase II subunit A C-terminal domain phosphatase-like. The record is from RefSeq and is a predicted model, not a curated record. Lineage: Eukaryota; Metazoa; Porifera; Demospongiae; Suberitida; Halichondriidae. The coding region runs from base 98 to 2716 and encodes 872 amino acids. The transcript has 7 exons. Gene Ontology annotation, cellular component: nucleus. Gene Ontology annotation, molecular function: RNA polymerase II CTD heptapeptide repeat phosphatase activity.
AUCUGACCUCUUUGACCUAUGGGUGUGUGUUAUUUAGAAAGAAGCCCUUUGCAAAAAGACUGAAGUAUUUCAAAGCUUUGUAUUUUAUAGAAAUAGCAUGUUGAAAAACAAGUGUGCUAUGGACUUUGACCCCAUAGCCGAUCAAGACACACCCAUCCACUCUUUCUUUAUUUCCUCCACUUCUCAUGCAAAAAUCACAUCUUGGAAUGUCGCUGUCGACGAUAAAGUUCGAAGGGGUGUAGUCCUUUUGUCAUAUGCUCUACACGAUGGCGAUGGCGUCCAAUCAAAUUGCAACAAAGACGGUCAACUGAAGUCCACUAUUGUGGGUGUGGUCAGAGAGACACUGUUCAAGGUUGGAGAGAUGGUCCCUCCUGGGUCCCAUGUGGUGAGUGUAGAGAUGAGGUGUGAGCACAGUGUGGUAGUCUAUGACCUUUGUACUGACUGUGGACUCAACCUACGCAAAGGUAAGAGUGGUCCACCGGUGCGACCAGGUGGCCCCACCUCUGACAGGAUCAGUAUGGUGCACGGCAUACCAGAGAUACAGAUCAGCAGAGAGGAGGCAGAGUUGCUUGGUAACAAAGACAAGCUGCGGCUACUCUCCAGUCGGAAACUUGCCCUGAUCAUAGACCUGGACCAGACACUCAUACACACAUCAGUGGACCCCAACGUUGAGCCUGGACUACCCGAUGUGUACGGGUUUAGGCUCCCUGGUCACUCGAUGCUCUACCAUUGUCGUCUGCGUCCUCACGCUCGCCAGUUCCUACUCACCGUGUCCAAGUACUACGAGACGCACGUGUUCACCAUGGGGACCAAACUGUAUGCUGCCAGUGUGACUCAUAUUCUGGACCCAGACAAGAAGCUGUUCCACGGGAGGAUCAUCUCGAGAGACGACUGCUUUGAUCCUCACUCCAAAGCUCUUAGACUCAAGUCUGUGUUCCCGUGUGGCGAUGCAAUGGUUGCCAUUAUCGACGAUCGAGAAGAUGUUUGGAGGAACUGUCCUAACCUCAUUCACGUUAAGCCGUACGUCUUUUUUGCUGGAACGUCCGACAUCAACGCCCCACCAGGGUCACACCCUUCACGCCCUCACACAAAGAACACCCCCUCCACAGCAUCACAUGUUACACACCCUCACACAUCAACAAACACAAAUACCGAUUCGAACCUCACCAGCCCCUCCAAGAAUGCCUCCCCUAUUCAACUGUCUCCUACCAAACACAUACCUGUACAAAAAGUUGAAGGUCCCUCUCAGUCCACCAUAGACCCGGCGGUCCAAUCCGAAAAAGUUGACUCCAGUUCUUCGAGCAACUCAGAUAGUGAUCGUGACGACACGAGCAGUAGUAGCAGUAGCAGUGUGGACGAUACUGUGUUUGAUGCUCUAGAGAACAGUCCAACAGAGCCUUCAAACAAUGAGCUAAUUUCAGCCGAAGCCCUGCAACUCCCCACUACAGCUGAGCCUCUCAUCACCACGCCGACCUUUGACCUGAUAAAGGACAAGAAAGUCGACGUUCAAAUCACCACAUCGACCUUUGACCUGAUAAAGGACAAGAAAGCCGAUGUUCAAAUCGCCACGCCGACCUUUGAACUGAUAAAGGACAAGAAAGCCGACGUUAAAGUUACAGCUGGAAGCAUCGAAAUCGAUCCCAAAAUGGAUUUAUCCGAGAGUGAUGCAAUGGACACAGAGGUUGAUAGCCAAGCAGUACUAAUACCUACGGAAACACCCCCUAUUAAAGGCAAAGCUCGAAAUAUUGAAGACCCAGAUCACUUUCUCCUUGAUUUGACGGAGACCCUGAAGCGAGUUCAUAAAAUGUUCUACUCUGAGUUCAAAGCAACGAGUCAGCAAUCCCAUAACCUCGCUACUCCGGACUUGAAGCAAAUUAUUCCUGAAAUACGUCGUUCUGUUCUAAAAGGCACGAAGAUCCUGUUCACUGGAGUGAUUCCAACCAACCUGCCAGUGGAGAAGUCUCCUGAAUGGAACACGGCGAGGGCAUUUGGAGCAUCCAUUCACGAUCGAUUUGUAUACGGGCUGACUAGCUCCAACCCACGCAAAGCCAUACAAGCCACCACACACGUUAUAGUCGGGAGACCAGGUACCUCCAAGUUACGUGAGGCUAGGAGAAUCUCCGGUAUUAAGAUUGUGAGCCCCAAGUGGUUGUGGAGCUGUGCUGAGCAGUGGAAGUUAGUUGAUGAAAGGGGCUUCCCCAUUCAACUCGAAGACCAGGAACAGAUCCAUAUCAAACCACUCAUAAAAUCUCCCAAAAUAACCACUCCAGGACACCGAACUGAUUUGAAAGACAGUACUCAUACUCGUUGUGAAGAUGAUGUAUUCGACCAAGACCUGGCACUUGCCGAGAAAACGUCUCAAAAAAGUAGAAUUCCUGAGAGGCAAUUGUCCAUAGGCUCUGUAUCUGACGAGGAGCUAGAGAGGAUGAAUGCUGAGGUGGAUGCUGAGAUAGACGUGUCCAGUGGAUCCAGCUCUAACGAAGGUGAUGUCUCGAGGUUGGUGGAAGCUAUGGACGAGGAUGUCUCGCUAUCGUAUGACAAGUCCGCCGGGAGUAGUCUGAUUGGAGAGAAUGGUCGUAAACGAAAACACGACGAUGUGUCCAGCUCGUCUGAUAACAGCCCCCAUUCUCUGGGACUACUCGAUGAAUCAGUGGAUGUGAGUGAGAGCAGCGAUGGAGACAGUGGGGACGAACUAGCUAAACUGUUAGGAACAUGAUUUUAUGCAAUGCAUAAUUAUUAUUCGUUGUUGUGCUGUUAUUGUGCAAUGUCUGUUUUGUUUGUUGUUUAUAAUCCGC